AUGACCCACCUACAAAUUGGACUAAGUCCGGAGACGGUAGAGAAAGCUCGCUUGGAACUGAAUGAAAAUCCAGACACUUUACAUCAGGAUAUCCAACAAGUUAGAGACAUGAUCAUCACUAGACCAGAUAUUGGCUUCCUAAGGACAGAUGAUGCCUUCAUAUUAAGGUUUCUAAGGGCAAGAAAGUUCAACCAGAUGGAAGCUUUCCGACUUCUCGCUCAGUAUUUCCAGUAUCGUCAGCUUAAUUUGGACAUGUUUAAAAAUCUUAAAGCAGAUGAUCCAGGGGUUAAGCGUGCCCUCAUGGAUGGUUUUCCUGGUGUGCUUGACAGCCGUGAUCACUAUGGGAGGAAGAUUCUUAUACUUUUUGCAGCCAACUGGGACCAGAGUAGGAACUCCUUUGUGGAUAUCUUACGGGCCAUUCUCCUUUCACUAGAAGUUCUAAUAGAAGACCAAGAGCUUCAAAUCAAUGGCUUUAUUUUAAUUAUAGAUUGGAGCAAUUUUUCCUUCAAGCAAGCCUCCAAGCUUACCCCUUCAAUCCUCAGGCUAGCCAUUGAAGGGUUGCAGGACAGUUUUCCAGCUCGCUUUGGAGGCAUCCACUUCGUGAAUCAACCUUGGUACAUCCAUGCUCUAUAUACUUUAAUUAAACCUUUCCUUAAAGACAAGACACGGAAACGGAUUUUCCUCCAUGGUAACAAUCUUAACAGUCUGCACCAGUUGAUCCACCCAGAAUGUUUACCAUCGGAAUUUGGGGGUACACUCCCUCCAUAUGAUAUGGGAACAUGGGCAAGGACUCUGCUUGGUCCUGAUUACAAUGAUGAGAAUGAGUAUACCCACACUUACAACGCUAUCCACGUGAAGUAUGUACCUACCAAUCUAGAUAGAGACUGCUCGCCGAAAUAUAUGAAAAGGUCUCAGUCAGUAGUAGAACCUGGCACGCUGAUGCAUGAGGACCACAGAGACAGUGAAAACACCCAGCCGCUGCUCGCCCUGGACUGA
Bufo bufo (common toad) is the source of this 996-nucleotide messenger RNA. It is a transcript of the gene CLVS1, whose product is annotated as clavesin 1. The transcript is spliced from 5 exons. The record is from RefSeq and is a predicted model, not a curated record. Gene Ontology annotation, cellular component: membrane. Lineage: Eukaryota; Metazoa; Chordata; Amphibia; Anura; Bufonidae. Gene Ontology annotation, molecular function: phosphatidylinositol bisphosphate binding. Bases 1 to 996 code for a protein of 331 amino acids.